AUGGGUGCAUUUGAAAGCUUCAGAAAAGCCUAUGGAGCUCUAAAGGACUCCACCAAGGUAGGGCUUGCAAAGGUCAAUAGCGAAUUCAAGCAUUUGGACGUCGCCAUUGUUAAAGCAACGAAUCACGUCGAACGUCCACCAAAGGAUCGCCAUGUUAAAAAGAUCAUUUCUGCAACAUCCGCAGUUGUUCCACGAGCAGACGUUGCAUACUGCAUUCACGCUCUAUAUAAAAGAUUAUUAAAGACGAAAAACUGGAUCGUUGCCAUAAAGACAUUGAUAGUAUUUCACAGGAUAUUAAGGGAAGGUGAUCCUUCCUUUAGAGAAGAGUUACUAAAUUAUUCGCAACGAGUACAACUUUUCCAAAUCUCGAGUUUUAAAGAUGACUCGAGCCCUCUUGCUUGGGAUUGCUCGGCGUGGGUGAGAACGUAUGGAAUGUUUCUUGAAGAACGACUAGAGUGUUUUAGAAUGUUAAAGUACGAUAUGGAGACAGAGUGUUCGACUAGACGCGCACCAGGCAAGGGCUAUAACAGAAUUCGGAUCAUGAAUGGCGACGAAUUACUAGAACAACUACCGGCAAUGCAACAACUUCUUUAUCGUCUCAUUGGUUGUCAGCCUGAAGGAGCGGCUUACUACAACUAUCUUGUGCAAUAUGCUUUGGCGCUAGUUCUCAAAGAAAGCUUCAAGAUCUAUUGUUCCAUCAAUGAUGGCAUCAUAAAUCUUGUUGAUUUGUUCUUCGACAUGCCUAAACAUGAAGCUGUAAAAGCUUUGAAUAUAUACAAAAAAGCCGGGAAACAGGCUGAGUAUCUUGCUGAGUUUUAUGACUAUUGUAGACACUUAGAUUUUGCAAGCAACUUUCAAUUCCCAAUGUUGAGACAGCCACCUCCUUCGUUUCUUGUCACAAUGGAGGAAUAUAUUAGAGAAGCUCCUUCAAUGGGUUCGAUUCCGCUUAGGAGACUGGAGUAUGAGAAAAUCAAAGAAGAAGAAAGUGAAGAUUCUAACUCUAAAGAAAAUGAUAAUGAACAAGUUGAAGAUAAAGAGGCAUUACUAAUUGAGUGUAAGCCUAAUCCUGAGCCCGAGCCUGAGUUUGAGCCUAAGAAAGACAAAAUUCUUCCAUUAGUCAUAUCUCAAACCAAUGACAAUGAUCUACUAGGCUUAAGUCAAUUAGAUCCUAAAGCUCUAGAGCGAGAGCAGAAUAAUACAAUGGUCCUUGGUAUCCUUCAAAAUGGUAAUGAUCCGCAAUCGUCGUUUACAGACUGGAAUGGAAGCAAAACGACAUCAGGAUGGGAGCUUGCCCUCGUCGAGAAAAACAUCAACAUUAACAAGUCACAAAGCAAAUUGGGUGGUCAAAUCGACAAGUUCUUAUUAGACAGUUUGUAUCAAGAUGACGCGGUUAGAAAACAUAUACAACUACAAAAUGCUGGCUACAACACAAGCUAUAAAUGCAAUAUGCAAUAUAAUCCUUUUGAUCAACAACUACCACAGCUACCCUUACAAGACCCAUUCAUGAUGUCGAACAGAAUUGCACCUCCGAUGAAUGUACAGAUGGCGAUGUUGCAUCAACAACAAAUACAACAAUCUCACUACCAAUAUCCGCAUUUGUAUCAGCAACCGUAUAAACAACAGAACAUGUUAGUGCUUUGCAAUAACCAACAUGCUAUGGGGACUUCAAAUCCGUUUGGAGAUGUUUACGAGUAUCCUCAAAGUAGUAAAGCAUCACAUGGAAACCAAGGGUUGGUCUAG
Helianthus annuus (common sunflower) is the source of this 1740-nucleotide messenger RNA. RefSeq names its product putative clathrin assembly protein At5g57200. NCBI's taxonomy places the organism in Eukaryota, Viridiplantae, Streptophyta, Magnoliopsida, Asterales, Asteraceae. Gene Ontology annotation, cellular component: clathrin-coated pit; clathrin-coated vesicle. The coding region runs from base 1 to 1740 and encodes 579 amino acids. The record is from RefSeq and is a predicted model, not a curated record. Gene Ontology annotation, molecular function: SNARE binding; phosphatidylinositol-4,5-bisphosphate binding; clathrin heavy chain binding. The transcript has 14 exons. Gene Ontology annotation, biological process: clathrin-dependent endocytosis; clathrin coat assembly; vesicle budding from membrane.